AUGGUGUCAGGUGGAUCUGAAUCGAAAAUCUAUAGAAAAAUGGGUAAGGGACAUGAUCCAAGAGGACACGAAGUAAUCAAGAACAAAGGUGUCUAUGAUAAGAGAAAAUGUCAUGAUUGUUUGUUCUUGUUAUUAUUCUUGGCAUUUUGGGGUGGUAUGAUUGCUGUUGCUGUCAUUGCCGUUAAAGAAGGUAAUCCACUUAGAUUAAUUUAUGGAACUGAUGAAAAUGGAAAUAUUUGUGGUGUAGAUAAUAUUGCAGAUGGAGUAUUGCCAGCCAAUAAAUCAGCCAAUUUUGUAGACAACAAAUAUGUAUACUAUAUAGUAUAUACUGGUAACUUGAUCAGUGCACGUCCAGUGUGUGUAUCGCAAUGCCCCAACGAGACGCACUUGAUACCAGACAAUGCAUCGCAAUUGGUGUGUUCGUAUAAUGUCACUCCUGCAAUGGACCAACUCUAUCCAAAUGGUACUUGUGCCGGUACCUAUGCAUCACGUCCAAUAUUCAAUCGUUGUAUUCCAACCGUUUUAGUAAACGCUACCGACACCUUGUUGGAUGAAGUAUUCAAGAUGAUCAAUUCAAAGAUCGAUCAAGACACUUCGGUCAAACUGCUGUCGGAUAUGGUAGAAUCAUGGAAAUACUUGAUUAUGGGUGCAUUUGUUGCAUUGGGUCUUGGAUUCCUUUGGAUCUUUUUGCUACGUUAUUUUGCCGGUCUCAUUACUUGGUCAACUGUACUUGGUGUACUUGGAUGUCUAUCAUUACUCGCCAUUCAAGUUUACUAUCAAUGGCAAGAUGCUGAAGACGAGUACUAUUCCAUUCCACCAGCUCAACGUCUAUCACUCCAAUACGAUAAUGUUCAAGCUCUCAAAGUCAUCUUUAUCAUCAUUUGCGUCAUUGGUGGUAUCUUGGCAUUUAUCAUCCUCGCACUCUGGCGUCGUAUCAUGUUGUCUAUUGCAAUCAUCAAGGAAAGUAGUCGUGCCGUUGGUACCAUGCCAUCCAUCUUCUUCUUCCCAUUAUUCAUUUUUGCUUGGAUUUGUGCUUUUGUCAUCUAUUGGGUAAUCAUUGGAUUUUACUUGGGAACAGCAGGAACACCAGAAUAUGAUGAAAAUGGAGUAUUUUUGGGAUAUAUUGCAAAUGAUACCAUUAGAUAUAUGCAAAUCUAUCACUUUUUUGGUUUAUUGUGGACGAUUACUUUUAUUUUGGCAGUGAAUCAAUGUACUAUUGCAGGAUCGAUAGCUCUUUGGUAUUGGGUGAUGGAUAAAAAGGAUACACCCUAUUUCCCAGUUUGGAAGUCAUUUGGACGUGUACUCCGUUAUCAUUUGGGAUCGUUGGCUUUGGGUUCGCUGAUCUUGGCCAUUAUCAAAUUCAUCCGAUACGUUUUGCAAUAUGUAGAGAAAAAGUUCAAGGGCAAGGAAGCAUUUUUGGCUCGAUUCAUUGUAAAGUGUCUUCAAUGUCUAUUUUGGUGUUUUGAAAAAUUCAUUAAAUUCCUAGACAAGAAUGCCUAUAUUAUGAUAUCAAUCUAUGGUUACUCAUUCUGUAAAGGUGCCAAACGUGGUUUUGAAUUGAUUCUAUCAAACGUCCUAAGAGUCGCCGCCGUCAAUAUGAUAUCUGGAUUCCUCUUGUUCCUUGGUCGUGUAUUAAUCACUGUCAUGACUGUUGGUAUUGCAUUCUAUGCUCUUCAACGUGUUGAUGAUUUAACCUUUUAUGUUAUUCCUGUUAUUUUAAUUGGAGUAAUUGCAUAUGCAAUUGCAACUGGAUUCAUGUCAGUAUAUGAUAUGACAAUUGAUACAAUGUUAUUAUGUUUCUGUGAAGAUAGUAGCAAGAAUGAUGGAUCUGCUGAACGUCCCUAUUUCAUGUCCAAACGAUUAAAGAAAUUUGUUGAUGGUGGAUAUACUGGUUCAUGUUGUUAA
Messenger RNA from Cavenderia fasciculata, 1905 nucleotides. It is a transcript of the gene slc44a2, whose product is annotated as solute carrier family 44 protein member 2. NCBI's taxonomy places the organism in Eukaryota, Evosea, Eumycetozoa, Acytosteliales, Cavenderiaceae. The transcript is spliced from 5 exons. The coding region runs from base 1 to 1905 and encodes 634 amino acids. Gene Ontology annotation, biological process: transmembrane transport. The record is from RefSeq and is a predicted model, not a curated record. Gene Ontology annotation, molecular function: transmembrane transporter activity. Gene Ontology annotation, cellular component: membrane.